Molecule: messenger RNA, 3043 nt
Organism: Porites lobata
Lineage: Eukaryota; Metazoa; Cnidaria; Anthozoa; Scleractinia; Poritidae
Source: the annotation of a GenBank genome assembly
AUGCGUGAAAUUGUUCAUUUACAAGCAGGUCAGUGCGGAAACCAAAUUGGCGCUAAGGUAAGUUAUGUUGAAGUGAAUUUCUGGAACUUUUGCUUCACUUUUGAUGUGCGAAAUUGUCGUUUGCUGUCGUGGCUGAUUGCCCAACCAUUUCAUCGUUAUUCCUCAGUUUUGGGAAGUCAUCUCGGACGAACACGGAAUUGAUCCUACCGGUACCUAUCAUGGUGACUCUGACCUCCAGUUAGAAAGAAUAAAUGUUUACUACAAUGAGGCAACCGGUAAGUAUUUACAUGUAAGCUUAAUAAAGUAAAAAGCUUGAUUCAGUCUGACAUGCCUUUGCACGGCAAUAAAAUUUCAGUGUGCUGAUGUUUGUACGGGUUUAUUUGUUCAAUGUUAGGAGGAAAAUAUGUACCGCGAGCAGUUUUGGUCGACCUAGAACCCGGAACAAUGGACUCUGUUCGCUCUGGACCUUUCGGACAAAUUUUCAGACCUGAUAAUUUUGUUUUCGGUAAGUCAGCUAGUUUUAAAGAUAUGGGUUAGUUUAGGCCUUGGAUAAUAUUUUGUCUCGAGCAGAUGUGUAUACUAGUCAACAAAAUAUCAAAGUCACCGAUCAGACAACGCACGAACAGACCUCUUUGAAAUAAUGAGCUUAAUUCUCUCACCCACAAACGUCCGUGUGCAAAGUCCAACCUGUUGAACUGUCAGAUUCUAAAGUAAGCUGGAUCUUAUCGUCGACUUUUUUCUCAUAGUAACAACUGCGCGUCAAUAAGUUUAUACAUUUAAGAGAAAAAAACUGAUUUACACAAGUUAUUCAACUUCUGUGUAUUUGAAACUUUUCCAGACUUUUCCUUGCGAAAAUGUCGGCUAAAAGCGUAAAUACUUAACGUAGUUUGCGAAAAAAGAAACUGACGUACAAAAAAACCUAGUAAUGUUCCUGUGUCGUUCAACCUGUUUUACACGAUGAUCAUAAGGAAACGUGAAGAAGAGGAGAAAGAAAGUAAAACUGAUCACCACGCUCCAAGACGGGGGGGUGUAUGAAUUGCUUCUCAUGUGAACCUUUCCACAAACUAAGAAAUCCUGUAACCAGAGUAGCAAAGCCAGAGCUUAUCGCUCGUUGUUUUCUUUUUUUGUUUUUGUUUUUACAAUGCAGGACAAAGUGGUGCUGGUAAUAACUGGGCGAAAGGCCAUUACACAGAAGGCGCCGAGCUCGUAGAUUCUGUACUUGACGUUGUUCGAAAAGAAGCGGAAAGCUGUGAUUGUUUGCAAGGUUUUCAGCUCACACACUCUCUAGGAGGUGGUACGGGCUCAGGAAUGGGGACUCUUUUGAUUUCAAAGAUCCGUGAGGAAUACCCCGACCGUAUUAUGAACACGUUUAGCGUUGUUCCUUCCCCUAAAGUGUCAGACACCGUCGUUGAACCCUAUAAUGCCACCUUGUCGGUUCAUCAGUUGGUUGAAAACACGGAUGAGACGUACUGCAUCGACAACGAGGCCCUUUACGAUAUCUGCUUUCGGACUCUGAAGCUCACAACACCAACAUAUGGCGACUUAAACCAUCUUGUUUCCGCCACAAUGAGCGGUGUAACGACUUGUCUACGAUUUCCCGGCCAGGUUUACUUAAAACUUUUUAUCUUUUUUUAAAAAAGAAACAAUAGUUAAAUAGGGUAAUAUGGUCCACAGAAAUAAAAUUCCUUAUAGCAGUGAAAUUACUGUUUUUUUAUACGUCCCAAAGACAUAAAUUUAUGCACAGUGUCAGAAAUGUUGCAACUCAAGAACAAGCUAACGUUUUUGUCUGCUUGACUCUGUUAUGUUUUAUAUACAAGUCAAAGGUCAGCAAGUUUUAUGUCCAAACGUUUGAUUUCCAAGUUAGCUUGAACACCCUUUCGAAGGCCAAGCCUAUUAUAUUAAAUGCAAUGAUGCUAAACAUUUACGAUCACUUCAACUUUUUUCCUGUUGUUUCAUCAUGUUCUAGCUCAACGCUGAUUUGAGAAAACUAGCUGUGAAUAUGGUUCCAUUCCCUCGUCUUCACUUCUUUAUGCCUGGAUUUGCUCCACUGACCAGCCGCGGUUCCCAACAGUACCGUGCACUCACAGUUCCUGAGUUAACUCAGCAGAUGUUCGAUGCCAAAAACAUGAUGGCAGCCUGUGAUCCUCGCCAUGGCAGAUACCUGACUGUCGCUGCCAUGUUCCGUGGCCGCAUGUCCAUGAAGGAGGUCGACGAACAGAUGCUGAAUGUACAAAACAAGAACAGCUCCUACUUUGUGGAAUGGAUCCCUAACAACGUCAAGACUGCAGUGUGCGAUAUCCCUCCUCGCGGCUUGAAGAUGUCUGCCACCUUUGUGGGUAACAGCACCGCUAUCCAGGAACUGUUCAAGCGCAUCAGUGAGCAGUUCACUGCUAUGUUUCGGCGCAAAGCUUUCUUGCAUUGGUACACAGGAGAGGGUAUGGAUGAGAUGGAGUUCACUGAGGUGUGUACCUUAUGCGUGAUGGAUAUAAAUUCACUUUACAGCUUUUCCAGCCAAUGCCUAAGUUGUAAUAUUUUGUGAGAAGAAUAUAGUGGUCCUAAAAACUUUACGAAUCAAUGAGCUGCAUCAAAACUAUUUUAAACUUGCACGAAGAUUUUGAAUCAAAACUUUAGCCUGUCUCUUUUUAAAUCGGAGGUCCUAACUUCGUUAAUGUAUCCGAGGUCAGCUUUUUUGUUCAGCGCUUUCUUUGUUUAUGAACCUGACAAAAAAGUACUUAUGGCGUUGAAAACAGCAGACGUUAACGGAUGGCGGGAAAGUGUUUUGCCGUAAAGCUAAACGAGAGGCGUGUAUACACCCAUCCCUUCACUUAAAACUGAGUAGAAUUGGUUCAGUUUUCUAUUUUAGGCCGUUUUUAUGUACUCUUUGUAUGUUACAGUGUUUGUGAAACGCUCUUUUUUUGUUGCUUUUAAGGCCGAGUCCAACAUGAAUGACCUUGUGUCCGAGUAUCAACAGUAUCAAGAUGCCACUGCUGAAGAGGAAGGAGAAUUUGAUGAAGAAGAAGAGGAGGAAGGCGAAGCAGCAUAA